AUGCCAUUCAAAAGAAACUGGGAUGCGUCGUGUCCUCGUGUCUGGGAGAAGUGGGAAGCGAACGGACAAGAAUGGGUGAUUCAGGACCUAGAUCCAAAAGAUGACGAUUUAGCUAUCGAAAUCUUGUUGAAACACCUUUGCACGGAUGAAGUGUUGUGCUCUUUGAGUAAGUUGGAGGAAGACGAAGAAAGUUUAAUUGGCAUGAAGAAGUUCUGGAUCCCGUGUCUUAAACAGCGAAUGAGCCUCGCUCUCUACACUUGGAUAGACGGACAGAAAACUCUUGUAGCCCUCAAUGUAUGUGUCGUCAUGACAGCUGGAGACACAUUCCCUGAUGUUGAGAUAGAAGGCGAAAAGUGGAAAAACGUAUUUAGUGCACUUGAAUACGUCGAAAUAAAGCGAGACCCACACAAAUAUCUGGAAUUGAACACGUUGUUGCACGCGUUUGGACUGGUUGUGAAGAAGGAGUAUAGAGGGCAGAGGCUGGGUGCAAAGUUAUUGGCAGCAAGAGAACCACUAUGCAGAUUACAUGGUAUAAAAGGCACUACAACGGUAUUCACUGGGCCUGCGUCUCAAAAGCUCGCUGCCAGUUGUGGAUUUACAAGCAUAUGCGAGGCAUCGUGGAAGGAUCUUGCCGAUUCUGGACUUGACUAUCCGUCCGAAACCAAUAAGUUCAUAAAACUCAUGAUGACAUUUGAAAGGAAUUGGGAUGAGUCUUGUCCCCGUGUAUGGGAGAGGUGGGUGGCCAAAGGUCAGGAUUGGGUAGUGCAAGAUUUGGACCCAAACGAUGACGAAGCGGCUUUGGAUAUUUUUUUAGAGCAUUUUUGUUCUGAUGAGCUCCUCUGCUCCUUGAAUAAAUUAAAUGAAGACGAAGUAAGCCGAAAUAGUAUUCGGAACUUCUGGGGUUUAUGCCUAAUGCAACGAAUGAGUCUAGCGGUCUACACCUGGGUCGACGGAAAGAAGACUUUAGUGGCUCUAAAUGUAUGCGUGGUGAGAUCUACUGGAGAUAAAGCGGAUAUUAAGAUAGAAGGAAAAAAAUUGGAAAUUUUUUUCAAGUCAAUGAAGUAUGUGCAACAUAAGUGUGACGCACACGAGUACCUUGGGUUAGAAACGGUUUUACACGCUUACGGACUGGUAGUUAAGAGGGAAUAUAGAGGUCAAAGACUUGGUGAAAAAUUACUAAAUGCGAGAGAGCCACUAUCCAAGUUACACGGAAUAAAAGGCACGGCGACGGUAUUCAACGGGCCUGUGUCCCAAAAGUUGGCAAGCAAUUGUGGUUUUGAGACCAUAUGCGAAGUUUCAUUAAAGGAACUGUCUGAUUCUGGGCAAGACUAUCCACCUGACCCUGAUACAUACCUCAAACUCAUGGUGAAGCGCUAUGACUAA
Molecule: messenger RNA, 1383 nt
Organism: Leptosia nina
Lineage: Eukaryota; Metazoa; Arthropoda; Insecta; Lepidoptera; Pieridae
Source: the annotation of a GenBank genome assembly